This is a messenger RNA of Mus pahari (shrew mouse), 1376 nucleotides long. RefSeq names its product glutamate-ammonia ligase (gene Glul). Bases 153 to 1274 code for a protein of 373 amino acids. Gene Ontology annotation, molecular function: glutamine synthetase activity. Gene Ontology annotation, cellular component: cytoplasm. The record is from RefSeq and is a predicted model, not a curated record. Lineage: Eukaryota; Metazoa; Chordata; Mammalia; Rodentia; Muridae. The transcript is spliced from 7 exons.
ACUGAGCAGCCAGCGACCCUGCAGAGCCGAGAAUGGGAGUAGAGCAGAGUGUCUGAGAAGCACGCCCAUCUCCUCUCCGCUCUUCGCCUCGCUCUCGUGGCCUGUUCGCCCAUCCAUCAUCCGGCCGGCCACCGCUCUGAACACCUUCCACCAUGGCCACCUCAGCAAGUUCCCACUUGAACAAAGGCAUCAAGCAGAUGUACAUGUCCCUGCCCCAGGGUGAGAAAAUCCAAGCCAUGUAUAUCUGGGUUGAUGGUACCGGAGAAGGACUGCGCUGCAAGACCCGUACCCUGGACUGUGAGCCCAAGUGUGUGGAAGAGCUACCUGAGUGGAACUUUGAUGGCUCUAGUACCUUUCAGUCUGAAGGCUCUAACAGCGACAUGUAUCUCCAUCCUGUUGCCAUGUUCCGAGACCCCUUCCGCAAAGACCCCAACAAGUUGGUGCUAUGUGAAGUUUUCAAGUAUAACCGGAAGCCUGCAGAGACCAACUUGAGGCACAUCUGUAAACGGAUAAUGGAUAUGGUGAGCAACCAGCACCCCUGGUUUGGAAUGGAGCAGGAAUAUACUCUCAUGGGAACAGACGGCCACCCGUUUGGUUGGCCUUCCAAUGGCUUCCCUGGACCCCAAGGCCCGUAUUACUGCGGUGUGGGAGCAGAUAAGGCCUACGGCAGGGACAUUGUGGAGGCGCACUACCGGGCCUGCUUGUAUGCGGGAGUCAAGAUCACGGGGACAAAUGCGGAGGUUAUGCCUGCCCAGUGGGAAUUCCAGAUAGGACCCUGCGAGGGGAUCCGAAUGGGAGAUCAUCUUUGGAUAGCCCGUUUUAUCCUGCAUCGGGUGUGUGAAGACUUUGGGGUGAUAGCAACCUUUGACCCCAAGCCCAUUCCCGGGAACUGGAAUGGUGCAGGCUGCCAUACCAACUUCAGCACCAAGGCCAUGCGGGAGGAGAAUGGUCUAAAGUGCAUUGAGGAGGCCAUUGACAAGCUGAGCAAGAGGCACCAGUACCACAUCCGCGCCUACGAUCCCAAGGGGGGCCUGGACAACGCCCGGCGUCUGACUGGAUUCCACGAAACCUCCAACAUCAACGACUUUUCUGCCGGUGUGGCCAACCGCAGUGCUAGCAUCCGCAUUCCCCGGACUGUCGGCCAGGAGAAGAAGGGCUACUUUGAAGACCGUCGGCCUUCUGCCAAUUGUGACCCCUAUGCGGUGACAGAAGCCAUCGUCCGCACGUGUCUCCUCAACGAAACUGGCGACGAGCCCUUCCAAUACAAGAACUGAGCGGACUAGACUUCCAGUGAUCCCUCUCCCAGUUCUUCCCUCUCCCAGUUGUCCCCACUGUAACUCAAAGGAUGGAAUACCAAGGUCUUUUUAUUCCUCGUG